Daldinia vernicosa is the source of this 1862-nucleotide messenger RNA. RefSeq names its product general substrate transporter. Gene Ontology annotation, molecular function: carbohydrate:proton symporter activity. NCBI's taxonomy places the organism in Eukaryota, Fungi, Ascomycota, Sordariomycetes, Xylariales, Hypoxylaceae. The transcript is spliced from 5 exons. The record is from RefSeq and is a predicted model, not a curated record. Gene Ontology annotation, cellular component: membrane. Bases 1 to 1632 code for a protein of 543 amino acids. Gene Ontology annotation, biological process: carbohydrate transport; transmembrane transport.
AUGACGUCUGUCACAAAGAUACCAGAGACGUCCCUGUGGGCGAAUCGAAAGUGUUUAGCUAUAUGUGCUAUCGUGGCCAUAGCAAAUAUGCAAUACGGACUAGACUCGGCGGCAAUUGGGUCUCUACAGGCGAUGCCAGGCUUCUUAGAAGUAUUUGGAUAUAAGGAUCCGAGCCAACCAGCCGGAUAUGCGAUCGAGGCAGGCCACCCGGGGACUUUUCAAAGGCUCAUUGGGUCACUCUUAACAUUAGGCGCCUUUCUAUCCUCACUUGUCGCCGGAGCGUUCGCCCAUUUCUUCGGUCGAAAGGUUGCGCUCUGGCUUGCGUGCGUCUUGAACGCGAUUGCAUGCAUUAUCCAGAUCUCGACUACAGAUAAAGUGGCAGUUUAUAUCGGUCGACUUGUUCUCGGACUAGCUAAUGGAUUUCUGGUCACUUUCUCAAAUAUUUACGGUACGUACGAGUGUGUCGUCAAGAGAGACACCGCCGAAGCAGCUCCGGCCCACCUUCGGGCUGUCAUGGUGGCACUCUUCUCGGAAUGGGUCAACAUCGGGAGCAUAAUAGGGGCAGCUGUAACGAAUGCUACGAAGAGCCGCUUGGAUAAAGCAUCUUACCAAAUACCACUUGGAACUCUCUUCAUCGUACCGACCUUCCUGGCCUUAGGUCUCUUCCUCGUACCCGAAUCCCCUCGAUAUCUAUUAUACAAAGGAAAGACGGAGGCGGCGAGAGAGUCAUUGAAGGCGCUCAGAGGGGAUUCGCUAACUUCCGAAGCGUUUGAGCUCGAAUGGGUCGAGAUGGUUAAAGGUAUUGAAGAGGAAAAGCAAGCAGCUGGAACAAUUGGACCACUGGACAUGUUUAAAGGAACCGAACUAAGACGCACACUUCUCUGCUACGGCAUCAUUGCUACGCAGACAGGAGCCGGUUCAUGGUUUAUCAUCAGCUACUCAACUUAUUUUAUGAUUGUUGCCGGGUUAUCAGUGGACGAUGCCUUCAAGUUUUCAGUCAUGAAUACCUGCCUGGGUUUCAUUGGCGUUAACUUCGGCAUGUACCUGAUGCGCCACGUCAUGGGUAGACGAACUAUUUUAAUGACGGGCGCUGUAGCUCAGGGGCUUACAAUGUUAGGAAUGGCGGUCUCCGCAACUGUCGCCUAUGGGACACUUUCUGCUCGAAACUGCGUCAUUGCGUUCACCGCACUGUAUCAAUUCUCCUAUAAUGCUUUUGUUGGAGACGCAACAUACCCUACGGCCACGGAGAUGGUGAGCACGAGGUUAAGAUCCUGGUCUGUCGGAUCAGCUAUCAGCUUAGGCUACUUCCUAGCAUGGCUCACGGGAUUUUGUUCGCCGUAUUUUAUCAACCCAGAGGAUCUCAACUGGGGUGCUAAAUAUGCCUACAUAUGGGCCGGUUCAAAUCUUUGUUGCUUGGUGUUCUUUUAUAUUUGCGUUCCGGAGACGAAAGGGAGAACACUGGAAGAAAUUGAUGAACUAUUUGCUAACCGGGUGUCUGUUCGGAAUUUCAAGAGCUUCGGGACAACCAUCGUAGCCGAAGCUUUGAGGGAAUUGGAAACUCGUGACCCGGGAUCGGAAAAGAAGUUAGCUAUUACGGAGCAUAUCGACAACCCGAACUAUAGUACGGGAUAGUGCUCACUAACCCGGAUUUAUCUAGGUCAUGACAUAGUCGGCCUGAUCUAUAUGCGAUCUCCUAUACUCCGAUAUGUGCUAUAGAAGGUAAACUUUUCCCCUCUUUUACGGGCUGAUGGGUUCCCCCGACUCUCCCCGAAAGAGAAGCACCCGAUACUACCUUAGGUAUAUGUAACAUAUUCCUGAAUCGGCGCUAGCCACGCCGCCGUUGAAACCUGGGGGUAGAUAGG